Messenger RNA from Exophiala mesophila, 1653 nucleotides. RefSeq lists its product as uncharacterized. The transcript is spliced from 2 exons. Bases 148 to 1653 code for a protein of 501 amino acids. The record is from RefSeq and is a predicted model, not a curated record. NCBI's taxonomy places the organism in Eukaryota, Fungi, Ascomycota, Eurotiomycetes, Chaetothyriales, Herpotrichiellaceae.
CAGCACUCCAUCUCCAGAUUCGCCGUUGUGGUCCCCGCCCUACUGUCGUUCUUUGCAGCAAGUUCUCAAGUCUGUUGUGCCUGUGGCCAGAAGCCCCUACCUUCAUCGAGUGACAGCACACCAAUUCAAGCCUGUCCAUUCCACAACAUGUCGACAAGGCCAACGGACCUCAUUCUGGAGCACUCUUGCAUCUUCACUGGACCACAGCGUCGACUUUCGUGGCACCAAGACUCUCUCAUUUGCUCCCCAGACUAUUACACCUUGACCACUCCAGAUGUUUAUGAACCUCUUCUCCUUCAUCACGUCCCUUCCCCGUCGUUAUGCUUAGAUGAGAUGCUCAGACUGUGGCCGGCUCAGGACAAGAAGCCCUCCUCCCACGACGUGGAAAGUAGCGUUUCUCCCCCGAACGACUGUCGAGACUCGGUCGCAACCCUGGUUGACUUUGGAAGCUGGGUCUCUAGACAAUCGCAUGAUCGUCGAUCGAGUUUACUCCCUCCAGCACCCCAUUGGGAUCGUCCCGACCUUGAGGCAUCAAGUGACAGCGUUGAGUGCCGACUUUUGUCCCCAGAAACUGCUCCGGAGGGCCAGCGUAACCGUGAUCAUUGGCGGUCUUCUUCGCCUCCUUUUUCCAAACGCAGCGCCACUCCGGAUCAACUGGGCAAGUUGUGUGUUGCACUCGAGAACUCUUCGUUGUUCCCCAAAACAGCAUCCCCAGUCUCGACGAGAACCAACACCCCUGUACCAUCACUGUCUCAAUCUCAUUGCUCCGUAUCGACGUACUCAGCGGUCGAUGCUGUAUCACCCGAAUUCCUCACGGACACCAAUGGCAAGAUGUCUCGCGAGCACUGCCAUAACAGACAUGAUGGGUCUUUGCAGAGCGCCACAAUCAGUUGUAGGGCAAGUGGCUUUCAAGACAUCAGCCCCCGAACUUGUUCGUCCAGACUCGAGGGCACUUGGUCGGGACUCCAGCUUGUUUCUAAUCACGCAAACAGAGAUUUGAGCUCGUCUUUGACAGUAACCGACUUUGGUCAGAGGACAGGCAGCCUAUAUCCUCGAGCUAUGCCAGGCCAGAAUCUCUUGUCAACUUCUUCGUCAGACCCAAUCAAUCAUGACUCCAAUCCUGAAGUUUCAUAUAUUGACUGGGACGACGAUGAAGAAGAAGAAAGGGGCCAGCAUCGAUCGCGGCUAGCACGAAUGAAGAAAAGUUUGACAGAUCUUCGCAAUGCAGAACGAUUCAUCUCCGAAUCUGUGGGAAGAGGAAAUGGCACGACAAAAGGCUAUCCGGGGAAGACGACUGCCUUGCAAAGUCCUCAUCUGGGGAGAUCUACAAUCAAGGCAGAACUCAACAACCACCGGGCGGUGGCUCUCCAUCCGCAGCAUAGCCGUGAUCAGAGCUUUGGGAAGGCUCAUGCGCACAUGAUGGUCAACAAUACCAGCAACAUCAGCUCUUUGAAACAGGAAACCAUGGACACGUGUCGUACGCAAGCGGUCUCUCGCGCCACGAGCGUCCGAGAGCGGCCGGCAAUUGUCCUCCCCCAUGGUCGUGUCAUGGGUCAACGCAUGGGUCAAGAUCUAGCAUUCUACAAUCGAUUCGUCAUAGGCGUCGAACCAUCAGCUCUCAGCUCGAGGGGUUCACCCCUUUGGGGUCCCUAG